Messenger RNA from Pelobates fuscus (common spadefoot toad), 2552 nucleotides. Its product is annotated as protein-arginine deiminase type-1-like. The coding region runs from base 113 to 2095 and encodes 660 amino acids. The record is from RefSeq and is a predicted model, not a curated record. Lineage: Eukaryota; Metazoa; Chordata; Amphibia; Anura; Pelobatidae. Gene Ontology annotation, molecular function: protein-arginine deiminase activity; calcium ion binding. The transcript is spliced from 16 exons. Gene Ontology annotation, cellular component: nucleus; cytoplasm.
GUUGACUUGUUUCCAUUUCAAUGGUCUUUGUAUCACUCUGCACAGACUGUUAGUCAAUACACAAGAAGGAAGGCUAUUUACUCAUUUAUUCUUCACAAGAUAAUCCCAGGGAAUGGAACAAGAUCUUAAGAGGGGAAACCUAGUGCUCUCUCUCAAGAGACCCACCUAUGGCGUGUGUUUGGUUGGGAAUGACACUAUAUUGGACAUCUAUAGGUCCGUUCCCCCCGGCGCUGACUCAUUCGAUAUCCGUGGAUCGAGUUUAAUAGAUGUGACCAUAAUAUAUAACCCCAGCAGUCUGGACAACCCACAGGCGAAGACAACAUGGCCGCUCAACAAGGGUUUGAAAGUUGUACUUUCCUCCACUGAAACCAGCCGCAAUCUAAAUGACAGCAAGGUGAAAGUUUCAUACUAUGGACAAAAUGGAAAGACUCUCUUGGGCAGCGCCGUGCUGUAUUUGACAAGCGUCGCUGUCGGCCUGGAUGCAGACGUGAAUCGAAUUGGAGCAGUGACUCUGGGAGAGAAAGACAAGGGAUCCUGGUCGUGGGGGCCUGAAGGGAAAGGUGCAAUUCUGCUAGUAAAUUGUGACCGUGACAAAGAUGCCAGUGGUGGCUUGGACUCUCAGGACGACAGCCCCCCAAAUUAUGCAGAUAUUAAAGACAUGUCUCCCAUGAUCUUGACUGCCGAGGCUCCAGAAGAGUUUUUUGAUGACCACCAAGUAAUUCUCCAAAUUGCCUCAAGUGAUGCUGACAAAUUAAGGGUCUAUUGCAAAUAUAAAUCAAAGUACAAUCAAGUCUUGGGAGUAAGUAAGCUGCGUUAUGAAGUGAAACGAUAUAGCCGGGACAUGAUACAAUUCUACGUGGAGGGACUGCAGUUCCCAGAUGCUGAUUUUGAUGGGCUUGUUUCUAUAAAUCUCUCUUUACAGAAUAGAUCAGAUAAUACUGAGCUGUAUAGAGAGAAAAUGGUUUUCAGAAUGGCGCCAUGGAUAAUGACUCCCAACACCCUGAAACCCCUGGAGGUUUAUGUUUGCAGUGUGGCCGGUAACCAAGUGUUCUUGAAACAGAUAAAGACAUUGGUGAAAAAAGCGAGAUGUAAUCUGACCAUCUGCGACCAGGUGGAGAAUCGAGAAGACCGCUGGAUUCAGGAUGAAAUGGAGUUUGGAUACACAGAAGCUCCGCACAAGCGAUUUGCAGUGGUCUUUGACUCACCGCGGAAUGGAACCCUCAAGGAUUUCCCAUUUAAAGAAAUUCUGGGACCUGAUUUUGGCUACGUGACCAAAGAACCAGAGGACCAAAAGGAAAUAAACACCCUGGACUCUUUUGGGAAUUUGGAAGUAAGUCCACCGGUGAUUGUCAAAGGGAAGUCCUAUCCUCUGGGAAGGAUCCUGAUUGGAAGUGACCUGCCAGACUCAAAGUUGCAAAUGAACAAAGUAGUGCGGGAUUUCCUGUACGCACAGAAGGUGCAGGCGCCAUUGGAGCUGUAUUCAGCUUGGCUCUCUGUGGGUCAUAUUGAUGAAUUCAUGAGCUUCGUACCUGCUCCUGACCGAAAGGGAUUCCGGUUGCUGUUGGCCAGUCCCCGAGUGUGUGUGCAGCUCUUUAAGGAGAAACAGAAGCAAGGCUAUGGAGACGCCGUCAUGUUUGAAGGGCUAGAAGCUUCUGUGAAGAUUGAACGACUCACCAUAAACCAAAUCCUGUGUGAUGAAACAUUGAAUGAGGGCUUUAACGCGGCUCAGAAAGCCAUUGAUCGAAACAGAAAGAUUAUGAAGGAGCAGCUUGGCUUGUCAGAGGAAGAUAUUAUCGAUCUCCCGAUUCUCUAUUACAAAGAGGGAAAGGGAAGCACAUUCGGUGCAUAUUUCCCCAACAUGGUAAACAUGCUGGUUCUGGGGAGUUAUCUGGGAAUCCCUAAACCGUUUGGGCCACUAAUUGAUGGCAAAUGUUGCUUGGAGGAAAAGGCAAUUAGUCUUCUGGAACCACUUGGUCUAAACUGCACGUUUAUCGAUGACUUUGAAUCCUAUCACCUGCUUUUGGGAGAGGUUCACUGUGGAACAAACACCGUGAGAAAGCCAUUCUCUACGAAGUGGUGGGAAUGCGACCUCUAACGUGAAAGAAUCCACCUGUUACCAAAAACAUUCCUUGGGAGCCUCCAAUGCUACACGUUAUCAGAAUCCCCAACUAAAUGUCCUAGCGGACCAAACAAACUCUGAUUUGCAGAGAGCUUUUCAAUCCUCAGCCAGCUUAAAGAUAUUUUACACAUAUCUAUUUUUACCUGUGAAACUUAAUGUAAGUGCCUUAAAAGAGACUCGUGUUUUAGGGAACAACAGUCCCCACUGAUCAGUCUGACUGCAAACUCCUGCUUGCCCACGGUGUAUGGAGGAGCUGUGUCGGUCUGUAAAGCGUGUGUAUAAUAUUACAGACCAGCUCUGUGUGGGUGUAACGAUCCUUGAACAUGAGAACCUGUGAAUACAUGAACACCGUUUUCCUUAAUUUAAUAAUUGGAAAUGCUGUUUGUAGUUCUAUAAAAUGUUACAUUAAAUACCUGUAAUAGGAAAGCCCUGU